Molecule: messenger RNA, 3735 nt
Organism: Lodderomyces parapsilosis
Lineage: Eukaryota; Fungi; Ascomycota; Pichiomycetes; Serinales; Debaryomycetaceae
Gene: GIN1
Product: chromatin-modulating protein
Exons: 1
Coding region: 1-3735 (1244 amino acids)
Biological process (GO): mitotic G2 DNA damage checkpoint signaling; mitotic DNA replication checkpoint signaling; activation of protein kinase activity
Molecular function (GO): anaphase-promoting complex binding
Source: RefSeq, a predicted model, not a curated record
AUGGAUCAAGAGGAUAUUAGAGAUAGGUCUACACAAGUGAUUGACGUGAUUGACAAGAAUCUCAAUGUGGACCACAAGGAUGACGUGGAGGAGCGAAAGGAUACUGGUCCAGCCAAUUUAACAUCCAUACUCGGUUUUACCCUCAGUGAUGACUUUAUGAGGAAUGUUGCAAACAACAAGAGUGUGGGGCCGGAUUUUGGUAUAUUGGAGAAAGUGAGAAGCCGAUUGUUGGGAACACUGAACGAUCACCAAUUGUUGGAAGACACACAAAAGAUUGACGAAGGGGAAACCCAAUUAAAGGAGCAUGUUAGUAAUCAUUUUCAAGUCUUGCCGCAGUUGGAAGUGGAUGAAAGUGAGUAUAACCAACCAACACAAGUGAUUGACACGAAAAGUGAUCACAAAGAGGAUUCAGACCAUACACAAUUGCUUGGUUUUGAUCCAACACAAGUUAUCAACAAAUCAACUAUUGAACCAAUACAAGUACCUGAAAAAGCGGAUGCAUGGUCAAGACCCGCCACUCCUACAAAAUUCACGACUUUAGAGGCCAUACAAGUUGUCGCCGAGAACAGCUUGCAGAAUUUGUUUGUAGAGUCAGAAGACGAAGAAGACUCUCAGCCAAUGACAGCAGAAGAAAGACAACGCAAAAUAGCCCAAUUGGCUGAGGAAAAGAAGCAAGCCCGGCUUCAAAAAGAACGUGAAGAGUUAGAGCAAGACAUGACAAAAGGUUCAUUAACCGAGGAUGAGGAUGAGCUCAAUAAUGAGGCUAAUGAUACAGUUGUGUCAUCGCAUAUGAAAAGUGACGGUUUAUCCACAAAGGAGUUGGAGAAAGCACGGGAAUUCAUCAACAUUCAAAAGCGUCAAAUUGACAUCAGGCCAGCUUUUGAGAGAAAACACGUUUUUACAAAGGAAAAGUUUUUGGAUAUGUUUUCAGACGACGAUAAAGAUGAAGAUGAUGAGAAAUAUGGUGCAAUGAAAAAAAUCGCACGUGGUGAAAAGCCAUCGUCCCCUACUAUGGACGACAUAUUAAAGUCGAGCCCAACCACGUCACCAGUAAAGGACAAUGCUUUUGACUUGUUUCAAAUUCCAUCAAAAUCGACGCAACCAUCCAACCCAUUGGAGUUGUACGCACAAAGGUUAAAGCAGCAUUCUCCAAGCUCACCUUCAAAUAAACUUCAAGAAGGCAAUGGGCCUAUGAUAAACUUGGAUACAGAUUCAGACAUCGAGAUUGGACAUUCUUCUUCGCCAUUACGUACUCAACACAAGUCACGAUUCUCGAACCAUGCCAAAGAGUUGGAUGAAAUUCCUGAGCUCACCAAAGAACAGAAAUUUCUUAUCAGACAACGAUUUGCAAAGAAAAAAUACCAGAACCUAAAACAUACCGCCAAGGACUCAGAUAAACACAAGCAACAAAGUAAUUUCUUCAAACAAUUGCAAAAGAGAAACAUUGAUCAAUUGAAAACUCACAAAUUGAACGACCCUGAACAUGCUUUGUUGGAGGAGCUUGAGAAGGAUGAGGAGUCAAUGACAUCUUUAUUGGAGAGGGAGAUGGAAAGGGUGAGAAAGAUUAGGAAGAAGGAAAAGUUACAAGAAAGAGCCAAGUUGGCAUUGUUGGGUAAGAAAUUAGGGAUGAAAAUGGUGGAGAGCGAAGAAAAUGACGAACAGGAUGCACCUGAGAAUGACGUUGGCUCAGAGGUUCCCGAAAGUGACUACGAUUCUGAUGAUGUAGGGCAGCUUGAAGCCGUUGAGGAUGAAGAUGAAGCUGAAGAUGAAGAUGAAGAUGAAGAUGAAUAUGAAAAAGAAAAUGAAAAAGAAAAUGAAAAUGAAAAUGGGGACAAUGACAUACAUAUCAAUCUAUCUUUUGAAGAUGAAGAUGAUGACGAAGAAAAUCUUGUCAAGCAUGACGAUGACAGCCAUGAAUUGUUUCUGAACUUACAGCCAAGGAACAUAGAUGAAUCAUUCUUGUCAACGCAAGGAGAGGUGAAUUUGAAACGUGGACCCAAUUUACCUCUGUUUAAAGAUCUCACCCAGUCACAAUCGCAACUCAACACACAAGUUGAUCAACCUACCCAAGUGGAUACUUCAAUUAUGGGUGAUUUGGAAACACAAGUGAUAAAGCAGGAAAUAGCUACUCAAGCAGAUAAAAAAGUCCAGUCACCAGUUGAUGACGAGGACGAUGAUGAUUUGAUAACGCCCGCACGUGUUAAUAAAGGACGUAAAGCGAUGCGCAGCAAGAUGAUGCAAAUCAAAGAAGAACCAGAGAAUCAACAACAAGAUAUUGAAGAGAAUGAGGACGACAUUGAAGCAGAUGAAGAAGAUUCUGAAGCAUUAAAACAAAAAAUCAAGGAGUAUGAGCAAAAAAUUCGUAGAAAAGAAUUACAAGCUCGUAAACGUCGGAAGGAGAUGGAAAAAAGUGGAAUGAAAACAAUGUUUGAUGGAGAAGCAGAAGAAUCUGAAGAUGAAUGGAAGGGAUUAGGUGGAAUCGAUGGUGAGUUCUCCGAUGUUGCCAAUUCCGAGGAUGAGAAAAUGAUUGACAACAAUUUCAACAUUGAUUUACAAGAUGAUGAGAUUCGCAAAAAGUUUAUGGAAGAAUAUCAAAUCAAAGAUCAACAGGAAUUGGAAAAAUUAUUGGAUGAUAUCAAGAAUCAUAAAUUGAUAAAACGUGUUGGGCAAAAUAACAAUGGAUUCGAUAUCGAAUUGAGUGAUGAAGAGGACCAAUUGUUGGCUGCUUAUCGUAAACAAAAGUUGAUUGAACAGCAACAACGACUAAUGCAAAAUAAGAAGUUGCAAGCAUUGAGUAAAGAUGAAAAAUCAAAGGCAUUUUUUGAUACCAUUCAAGACAAACAUGAAGUUAUUGUCAUUGAUAGCGAUAGUGAUAGCGAUGUGCAAGUUAUUGAUCGUACAACGAGUAAUUGCUUUGCUGGUGGGAAAGAAAAACAAACCAAGGAAAAAGAACCAACAUUUGGUGAACGAGAUGGUGAUGUUGUUGAGAUUGAGGAUGAAGAUGAGGAUUCUUUGGAGAAAGAAGCACCCAUAAAACAAACAAUCAAGAUUGAAGAAUCCUUUGUUCAAAGCAAAUUGUCAUUCUUGUAUCAAAGUGUGUAUGAUGAUGCUGAUGAUGACAGUAGAUACAACCGAAUACAAAGAUUGUCCAAGUUGCAGCAUGGUAUAUCCGAUGAAGAAGAAGAAGAAAUUGAUGAUAUCAAUGCAUUGAAAUCAAAAAGUAUUCUUCAACCGAAUCGACAAGUUACAAACAUUGCACAUAUACAAGCCAAUCCACGCAAGAGGAAAUUAGAUCAAGAUGCACUCACUGAUGCAGUUGAUGGUGGGGACACUGACAAGGAUGAUGAUGAUGAUGAUGAUGUUGACAACAACAACAUCAAUGGCCAAGUCAAUCUUGACGCCGUGGACAAUGAAUUUGAUGACGACGAGUUGAUGCCAAUUUUCAAAAAGCCCUCCGUCACCAAAUCAUUCAAAUCAUUCCAAGAACAAAAGGGAAUCACAUUCAAUAAACAAGGCAAGCAACAGUUCCUGGGGGUCACAAUUAGCAAACAGUAUAAAGUUGUCUCUGGUUCAAAAGCAUCUAUUACAUACAUGUCGAAACUGAACCAGGGCAGAAACGGACCACAAUUGAAGAGUUUUAAAGAACGACAAAUUGAACAGAGUUUACACAGUUCAAGAAACCAUCGCUCGGGGUCUGGGUCCCUGGAAUUGUUUUCAAGUUCUGAUUUCUUAUAG